Molecule: messenger RNA, 3102 nt
Organism: Pleuronectes platessa (European plaice)
Lineage: Eukaryota; Metazoa; Chordata; Actinopteri; Pleuronectiformes; Pleuronectidae
Gene: dmbx1a
Product: diencephalon/mesencephalon homeobox 1a
Exons: 5
Coding region: 231-1400 (389 amino acids)
Biological process (GO): regulation of transcription by RNA polymerase II
Molecular function (GO): RNA polymerase II transcription regulatory region sequence-specific DNA binding; DNA-binding transcription factor activity, RNA polymerase II-specific
Source: RefSeq, a predicted model, not a curated record
GAGAGAAGAUCUGUAGCGAGAGCAACAAGACCGGAGGAGUUUUCCACCGAGUUGAAUAUAAACUAAACACGAGGAAGAGUGGACAACUAACCAAAUCAACAACAACAACAACAACAACCGAAGUAGCUGAGAGGAACCUGAAGAAGCCGAGGAGCUUGGAUUCUCUGCGCUUCUGACAAGGACGCGACAGAAAAGACGAGUGUGUCCACAGGAGGUAGCGACCUCUCACCAUGCAGCACUACGGGGUGAACGGCUACUCUCUGCACGCCAUGAACUCCCUCAGCGCCAUGUACAACCUGCACCAGCAGGCCGCGCAACAGGCGCAGCACACGCCCGACUACCGGCCGUCCGUGCACGCGCUUACACUGGCAGAGAGACUCGCUGACAUCAUCCUGGAGGCUCGCUAUGGCUCUCAGCACCGCAAACAGCGCCGGAGCCGCACGGCCUUCACCGCGCAGCAGCUCGAAGCGCUGGAGAAGACUUUCCAGAAGACCCACUACCCGGAUGUGGUGAUGCGGGAGCGGCUGGCCAUGUGCACCAACUUGCCCGAGGCCCGAGUGCAGGUUUGGUUCAAGAACCGCAGAGCCAAGUUCCGCAAGAAGCAGCGCAGCCUCCAGAAGGAGCAACUCCAAAAGCAGAAAGAGGCGUCAGGAGAAGGAGGAAGUGAAAAGGAGGACGCACCUCCCUCCACCACCAUCCUUCCCGACACCCAGCUGCCUCCUCCAUCCUCGUCCUCCUCUUCGUCUUCUCUGGAGACAGACGGUCCUGUGGUCCGUCCUGUGCCGCUUGACAUGGAGCUGAACGUCACGUCUGCAGAACACUCAGGCAGCGAGUCGGCGACAGAGGAUAAUGCCACAGAUAAAGAGGACGAGAGUAAAUUUCAAAGGGAGGAGAUAAAAUGUGAGAGAGCAGUGACACCUGGAGACGUGUCCCCCUGCAAAAGGCUCAGCCCUAAACAAGAUUCCCCCCUGGUCUCUCCAGCCCUGACCCCCUCCUCUUCCAGCAGCGGCCUGGGCAGCAGCGGUCCUCUCCCUCAGAGCCACCCUUACUCUUCCUCCCCGCUCAGCCUGUUUCGUCUACAGGAGCAGUUCCGCCAGCACAUGGCCGCCACCAACAACAUGGUGCACUACCCCGCUUUCGACCUCGCCGCCCCAUCCUCGCUGCCCUACCUAGGAAUGAAUGUUAACAUGCCCCCUGCACCGCUGGGCUCCCUGCCCUGUCAGUCCUACUACCAGUCCCUAUCCCAUCAUGCCCAGCAGGUGUGGAACAACCCGCUGCUUCAGGCGUCUGCAGCCAGCGGACUCACCAGCCACAACAGCAAGACCACAAGCAUUGAGAACCUGCGUCUGAGGGCCAAACAGCACGCCGCCUCGCUGGGACUGGACACAAUGUCUAACUGAGAAUCAGACUGUACGGAGGACAAUGUGAACUCAACCUCAGCAUCGGCCCACACAUCGUCACAUCCCACUGCGUGUCUCUGUGACUGUGAUCGGCCUUUAGGGGCUGAACUGACCCCUACUAGAGCAGAUGGACACAGGACAUGAUGUUCCACAAUUAAACCAACAUGCACUGGACCUACAGAACUGAAACAGCUUUCAAAGACAAACCACACUUCCAUGACCUUAUCAACUCCUCUCAGCUUCUACUGCAGCUCAAGAUCCAAAGGUAUCCCACAUCCUUUGGAAAAGAAAAACCCAGAAGAUACUGAACAUUGCAUGAAUUAGAUGCAGCGGAUCAAGUGAAUGUCCCAAAUUCACAGGACAAACCAUAUUCUUGACUCAUGAUGACGCUUCCAACAGGCAGACAAGUUGGACCUUCACAACGCCUGAAAUAAUAUAAAAAAGAUAAUGUGAACAGCUGACGACGGAUGCACUCAACUUAAAAGACAAUGCAACAAUGUUUACAAGAAUAAUGUGAAUGAAUGAGGCACUUUUGGAGGAAUAAUGUUUUUUGGCCAGGAGGAAAAGAAAAAAAAGGUAUCACUCACGCAGCAAAGAGACCAUUCCUGUCAAAAGACCAUUGACUUUUCAAUUAAGAAACGUGGUUAUGUACAUAGCAUGUACUACAUAACAGCACAUACAUAAAAAUAAACCCAAGCCAUGUUGUCCUCAACAGCAUAAUUAAACGUGACUAAUUUACCAGUUUAAUGGCCAGUAAUAUGCCACUUUGCACAGAGGCUGGCUUGAUGAUGAGAAAAUGAUUUCAGUGAAUAAAUUCUCAAAGCUUUUAAUUACAUAUUGCCCUGGGCUGAGGGAGCUGGGGCAAAUGCAAUUAUGAACAUGCAUAGCAUUUAAAGCAGCCUUUAUAAAUUCAAAAGGUCUCCACGUUGCACAGUUAAAGUAGCAACGUGAUUGACAUCAAUUGGAAAACAAUUUCCAUUGAAUUCACAAUGGUAUGCUCAACAUAUUUGGACGAUUAGAUAAAUGCUGACCGGACUCGUAUUUUCUCAGCCGCUAUUCUAGCCUUAAUAUUCUCUUGAGGAAACAUGCAGCUUGACUGUUAGCACUUGAUGAGGAGAAUCCCACGCGUCCCUGAUGUUUUCUGUUCAUGUGUUCUGGCAAGUUAAGUCUUCAUAUGAAAAAAAAGCACAUUAUUUUAAUAUGUACAGUACAAAAAAGUUUAUCUAUUAAUGUUUACUGGUAGGGUAUAAUUGUAAAGUUCCUAUUAUGUUGUAUAGUGGAUAAUGGACUCAGAUAAAACUCAUUUGACUGUCAGAUUGUACGAUUGUAUCUGCUGAGCUCACCGGCAGCAGCGGCCCCUGUUCAUGCCUCCUCUCUUGGUGGUCUGUGUACAGAUCCUGGGUUGAAUUAAUAUUUUAUAGGUGUUCAGUUGUUUUUUUUCCUCUGGAGUUGACUUAAAAGAAGCAGUGGAACAAAUCUGGGUCGUUGGAAAACCGCCACCCUCUGCAGUUUGCAACCAAUCCGGAGAGAAAAAAAGCCUGAAGUCAAAGAAGGUGAAGAGAUUUCAGUGAAUAAUUGAGCCGAGUCCUCUGUGUACUGCUGUCUUGACUCUAUUUGAGUUCCCUUGUUGCCCUUAUUCUAAUGCUGUCCCCCCCCCCCCCUCCCCCCCUCGACUGUCUCUGUCAAACUACUCGGUCCAGUG